Molecule: messenger RNA, 4518 nt
Organism: Mycetomoellerius zeteki
Lineage: Eukaryota; Metazoa; Arthropoda; Insecta; Hymenoptera; Formicidae
Gene: Dnmt1a
Product: DNA methyltransferase 1a
Exons: 16
Coding region: 84-4436 (1450 amino acids)
Biological process (GO): DNA methylation-dependent constitutive heterochromatin formation; negative regulation of gene expression via chromosomal CpG island methylation
Cellular component (GO): nucleus
Molecular function (GO): zinc ion binding; DNA (cytosine-5-)-methyltransferase activity; DNA binding
Source: RefSeq, a predicted model, not a curated record
CGGGAGCACCAGUGGUAGUGAAUCAGUGAUCAGUGAGCGAAUAGGAGCAAAUAAAGAUUUUCAUAGAUUUCGUCUUUCUCACAAUGGCCCGCAAAAAACGUCACAUAGUUAAACGUAACCUCAUCAUUCGGCGAUCGAAGGACGAACCGCGAGAGAGUGACUCAGGUUGCAGUGGAAAGAAAUUACCUCAAACUAGGAAGAACAACAAUGUAGAAUUAGAUAGAGUAACAGAAGAAGCUGAAUCAAAUUCCAGUAUAAAUUCAGAUCUAUCUGCAUUAGAUAGAGUUCCUAAGCAAGCAUCAGUAAAAAAAAAGAUGACUACUGAAACAAAUUUGGAAGCAAUAAUGUCUGAUUGUCAUGAGGCUGAAAUAGAAACAGAUGAAAAUGUUACCCUAGAAUUUGAUAAAGAAAAUCAUGAUCCAGAAAUAAGUCAACAAGAGAUAAAAGAAAAUCCAGAGAAGAGAAUGAAAAUGGAAAGUAAAAAAAUGCUUGAAUUAAAAACUCAAGAUAAAAAGGCAUCUGCUGUAAUAGAACGAUGCCAGUACUGUAAACAGAAAUUAAAUAAUGAUAUAAAAUUGUAUCAAGGACACCCAAAUGGUGCAGUUGAGGAAGAGAUAGCUUUAACUGAUCCUAAGUUGUGUUUAUUUAUUGGAGAUGAAUCUUUUAUAGAUGAAAGUGAUGAGAGACCACAAAAUAAAUUAACUCAUUUUAGUGUUUAUGAUAUGAAUGGACAUCUGUGUCCUUUUGAUGCAGGACUCAUAGAAAAAAACGUACUGUUGUAUUUUUCUGGAUAUAUGAAAGCUAUCUUUGAAGAAAAUUCGUCACCUGAAGGAGGUAUACCGACAAAAGAUAUGGGGCCAAUAAACGAAUGGUAUGUUACUGGAUUUGACGGAGGAGAAUUGGUAUUAGUGGGUUUUAGUACUGCAUGUGCGGAAUAUAUUUUGAUGGAACCGUCUGAAACUUAUGCGCCAUUCAUGGAUGCUGUUAAAGAGAAGAUAUAUAUGAGUAAAUUAGUUAUAGAAUUUUUGUUAGAUGAAAUUAAUCCAACUUAUGAAGACUUGCUGAAUAAACUUCAAACAGUAGUACCUCCUAAGGAAACGAUGACGUUCACAGAAGAUACAUUGUUACGACAUGCACAAUUUAUUUGUGAUCGAGUUUUGUCAUUAGAUAAUUGUGCUGGUAUUGAAGAUACUCUUCUUAUUACGGCUCCGUGUAUGCGAUCUCUUAUGAAACUUUCUGGUGUCACGCUGGGUAAGAAAUCAGCUGUUCGUCUAUUGAGACGUGCACCGAAAGUUAAAAUGCCUGCCUGGUCAAUGGCUACUACGACAAAAUUAGUCAACAAUAUGUUUGAAAAUAUUUUUGCCGGUCAACUUGCUAAAAAUAAUAAUAAUAAUAAUAACAAGUUACUGAAAAGGAGGCGAUGUGGUGUUUGUGAAAACUGUCAGCAACCUGAAUGUGGUAUUUGUCCUACUUGUAAGGAUAUGACGAAAUUUGGAGGUAAGGGAGUUCAAAAGCAGGCAUGCAUUAAAAGAAGAUGUCCAAAUUUGGCAAUUCAGGAAGCAGAUGAUUCUGAUGAAGAGCAAUAUGAAAAUGAAGAGCAAUAUGAAAGUCUAGUAGAAGAUCAAAUGGUACAAGAAAGUAAAAAUGAAGAUUUUAAAGAACUUAAGAAAGAUAUUGUAUGGGAAGAAGAAAAUAAGAUUGUUGAUGCACAAAAAACAUAUUAUAAAUCGGUUACUGUUGGAAACGAAAAAAUUGAAAUAAAUGAUUAUGUUUUGUUGGAGCCUAGAGAUCCCACAAUUCCUCUACAAAUUUGUAAAGUUGUGUUUAUGUGGGAGACUAAAAAUGGAGAAAAACGAUUUCAUGCAAAUCGUCUUCGUAGAGGUACCGAUACCAUACUUGGUGAAACAUCGGAUCCUAUAGAAUUAUUUCUGAGCGACCAAUGUUGCGAGGCAUCAUUCACAUCUAUUAGAUCAAAGGCAACCGUUAUUCAUAAAAAGAUGCCCGAGAAUUGGUCUGAACUAGGUAAUAUGGACACAGAUAAUUAUAUAAAAGAUACAGAUGGUAAAACGUUCUUUUAUAAAUUGAAAUACGAUCCUGAAAGUGCUCGAUUUGAGGAUCCACCACCGGAUCCCGAAUGCCCAGGAAAACAAAUUAGUCAUCGAUUCUGUCCUUCUUGUAUUCGGUUAGCUAUAUUAACACAACAGGAUAUACCUAAGGUCUAUAAUCAAAUAGAAGUAAAAAGCAGUAAAGAAGUGAUUUAUGAGUUAGUAAAAUACAAAGGUGAAGAAUAUAAAGUUGGUAGUGCAGUGUUUUUGUACCCAAAAGCUUUUAUGUUUGAAUAUAAACGAAAAUAUCAAGAAUUUAAAAAUUCAAAGAUGAGUUAUGUAGAUGAAGAUACAUAUCCGGAAUUUUAUAAAAAAACGGAUGAUAAAUCAUCAUUCUCAAAUGUUGAUACACCUGAACCUUUCCACAUCGGUUACAUUAACACAAUAUAUGCUACGACAACUGAUAUAUUAGUAGCACCGACAGAUAUUUUUAUUAAAGUGAAUAAAAUGUACAGGCCGGAAAAUACUCACCGAGAUAUAGCGCUUAUGGAGCAAUCAGACAUUAAUAUGGUUUAUUGGAGCAAUGAAAUAUGCACCGUAAACUUCUCUGUAGUUGCUGGUAAAUGCUAUCUCGCAUAUUUCAAAAAUAUGAGUGAGUCUAUUGAAGAAUGGUCUAUAGGUGGUUCCAACAGAUUCUAUUUUACUGAAGCAUACAAUCCUAAAGAAAAAACAUUCGAUGAACCGCCUUAUGACAUUAUUAAUACGAGUAAAUCCGGGAAAGGAAAGGGGAAAUGUAAAUCUACUAAGAAAGUGGAAAGAACUGAAAAAAAGCAGGUUAUCGAAACACCUAUAAAUUAUCCUACUAUAUCAAGAAAAUUGAGAAUGUUGGAUAUUUUUGCUGGUUGUGGAGGAUUAUCUGAAGGAAUGCAUCAAGCAGGUGUAGCUGAAAGUCUGUGGGCAAUUGAGAAAGAAAGCUCUGCAGCAAAUGCGUAUCGCUUAAAUAAUCCGAAGACUAUAGUAUUCUCGGAGGAUUGCAAUAAGCUAUUACAAAGAGUGAUGGAUGGCGAACGUGUAGAUAAUAACGGCCAAAAACUUCCCCAAAAAGGAGAUGUUGAACUCUUGUGUGGUGGACCGCCAUGUCAGGGUUUCAGCGGCAUGAAUCGUUUUAAUUUACGACAGUACUCAUUAUUCAAAAAUUCUCUUAUCGUUACAUUUUUAUCUUACUGCGAUUAUUAUAGACCAAAAUUCUUUGUGAUGGAAAACGUGCGAAAUUUUGUGUUCUGUAAGAAGAGUAUGGUAUUAAAAUUAACUUUAAGAUGUCUUAUUCGUAUGGGGUAUCAGUGUACAUUUGGUAUUCUUCAAGCUGGAAGUUAUGGGGUACCACAAACGAGAAGAAGGAUGAUACUCUUAGCUGCUGCACCUGGAGAAAUACUUCCAAAGUAUCCAAUACCAACACAUGUAUUCAGUAAACGAUGUUGCUCAUUAUCUGUAAUUGUGGAUUCUAAAAGGUAUAUUACCAACUGUGUUCGGAAGGAAUUUGCUCCUUACAGAGCAAUUACUGUAAAAGAUGCCUUGUAUGAUUUACCAGAAAUUAAAUGUGGUUCAAAUGUAGAGGAGAUAUCUUACGUUGGUGAACCGAUAACACAUUUUCAAAGGAAGAUGAGAGGUAAACCGUAUCAAUCAAGAUUAACGGAUCACAUAUGCAAAGAAAUGUCUCCGCUUGUAGAAGCGCGAAUGAGCUAUAUUCCAACUACAAAUGGUUCUGAUUGGCGUGAUCUGCCGAAUAUUGUGGUGCAAUUGAGUGACGGUACCUAUACCAAGAAAUUAGAAUAUAUGCAUAAUGAUACGAGAAUUGGGAAAAGCUCAACGAAUGCAUUUCGUGGAGUAUGUAGUUGUAGUAGUGGUCAACCGUGUGAUCCUACUGAUAAACAAUUUAAUACUUUGAUUCCGUGGUGUUUACCACAUACCGCGAGCCGACACAAUAAUUGGAAGGGUUUGUACGGAAGAAUUGAAUGGAAUGGGUUUUUCAGUACAACUAUCACUAAUCCGGAGCCGAUGGGUAAACAAGGUCGUGUUUUGCAUCCAAUACAAAAUCGAGUUGUCAGUGUGAGAGAGUGUGCAAGAUCUCAAGGUUUUCUUGAUUCAUAUCGUUUUUUCGGUACAAUAACCGAUAAGCAUCGACAGGUUGGUAAUGCGGUGCCACCACCAUUGGCAGCUGCUAUCGGACAUGAGAUAAGAAAAUGUAUCCGUAAUAUGACGUUAAAUAUAGAACCUAAGCCUGCAAACAACUGUAGUGCUGAAGCAACAACAAGUAAAAAUCUUGACAAUAGUUUCAACGAAAGUCUUAAUGAAAGUCACAAUGAAGAUGACGAAAACAUAAUCAAAACGUGAUAUUUCGAUAACUCACGAUAAUGCGAAUAACAAUCUUAAGAAUGAUAAAGAUGCAGCCGAUAAUAUUUGUGCAGAUAAAGAA